Molecule: messenger RNA, 2848 nt
Organism: Athalia rosae (coleseed sawfly)
Lineage: Eukaryota; Metazoa; Arthropoda; Insecta; Hymenoptera; Athaliidae
Product: cysteine-rich hydrophobic domain-containing protein 2
Exons: 4
Coding region: 278-775 (165 amino acids)
Source: RefSeq, a predicted model, not a curated record
GCCUGCGUUGAGUGGUAGUGGAAAUUAGUGAAGGUGAAAAAUUGAUGAGCUGCAAUCGAGUACCUGCAGUGCGUGUUGUGUUGCGGAUGUGUUUUGGCUUUUUGAUUUUAAACUCAGAAGAGCACGAAGAUAUGAUGUCGUAUGAAGAAAGUUGUGAGGAUAUUGAUAGGUGAUAACACAAUAGCGUGGUGAAAAUCGAUUGUGAAGUGAUCAAUUUUUUGGGAAAUAGAUGAGGAAGUAAUUGUCGUCAUAAUUGUCGCUCUAGUUUAGCAGUAUAAUGGCAGAUUUCGACGCUAUUUAUGAAGAGGAAGAAGAACAUGAGCAGAUCUUUGAAGAACAUUACGUUACUCUCGUGCCGGAUCCCAUCGUUAUUCGAGGGGCUGGUAACAUGACUGUGUUUGGAUUAAGCAAUAGAUUCGAAGCAGAAUUUCCAAACGGACUCGUAUCUCGCGUUGCUCCGGAGGAAUUUAAGGCAACUGUAAUGAGAGUAAACAGUGUACUAAAGAAAACAUUACCGGUUAAUGUCAAGUGGCUAUUUUGCGGCUGCGUUUGUUGCUGUUGUACUUUGGGGUGUUCGUUAUGGCCUGUUGUUUGCCUUAGUAAAAGGACUCAGCAUUCUCUGAAUAAAUUAUUGGAAUGGGAGAAUAGCAGACUAUAUCAUAAAUUGGGAUUGCAUUGGCGACUGACCAAACAAAGAUGCGAUAGUUCGUCGAUGAUGGAAUAUGUUCUCUUGGUUGAAUUUGUACCCAAGAUACAGAUAUACAGGCCUGACUAAAAAAGUGUGAUCAGACGAUUAAUCUCUCAACAAGAAUGAAAAAAAAAUGAGUGGGUCAUACUAUUAUAUGUAGAAAGGUUAGUCAUGCAGAAUUAAGUUUUUGGAAAAAUCUAGUAGGAUUUAAAUCUACCUGGCUGAGCGUUAUGUGAUACAAUUAUCACAUGCAAGAUGCAUAUUUUUGUAAAUACAAAGAUAGAUGUAAACACAGUACAAGAGCGUAUAGAAAUUGUAAUUAGCUAGUGAUUUAUAAUUCGUUAAGUAGGUGAACAUCCAAGAUAAAUAAGUGAAAAUCAUUACUAUAGGUAGUGUCGUGCAAGUUGAACUGAAUCCAGAUCGGAUAUCUCAAAAUGUAUGGUGAUGAGUCUUAUCAAAUGUUGAAGUUUAUACUAUCUUAUUCACCACAAUUAGGAGAUAUUCGUCAGACCGUAGAUAUAUUGAACUAUAUAUCUAUGGUCAGAUCUAACGAAAAAACCAAAAAAAAAAGUAGAGAAGUAUUAGGGAUCGAAGCAUUUGAUCAGUGAUGAAUUUCAUUCGGUACAACGAACACGCCAUAAGGGUGAAUAACAUUUUCAAGGUGUCUGAUGGAGUUUUUGAAAAUUAUAUAUUGUUUUUAUUCAAAGAUGUUGUCUCGUAGGCUGAUUUAUUCACGGUUCAAAGUAACGUGGGUAAUUAGAUGAUCGUUUUCACUGUUUGAAAUUUUUAUUUCAUGAUUUAUAACAUGAAACAUUAGAAUAGUUUCCUUAUGAAAAUUUUACAAAUUACACAUGCACGUGUAGGCAUUUAUAACAAUAUCUGAAUAAUCGGGUAAGUAGUCUUUGUUCCCCCAGCCCGAGUCGAGGCUCUGCGUAAGAGUAACAAUAAUCAUAACAUUAAUCAUAAUCGUAAUACUAAUAACAACAACAACAACAAAAACAACAAUAAUAAUAAUUUAAUAUCGAAUUUAAAUUUCGUGAGUAAUUCGAAGCUUUACCUUUGUUGCCUUUGCAUAUGAAAUUAAUUAUUACAUUAGGUAGAACAUGCGUUAAUUAUGUGUGUAAUAACAAUUUUUGGAGCAUCAUCACACAAUCAUAAACUUUUAUAACCAACCGCGGACUUUCAUUGCCUACUACCGGCUAGUCAAUCAGUUAUUUAAUCAGCUAUACAUCUAUUCCACUAAUUAAUCAACGUGUCAUUUCGAUCAUCGCAUAUCAGCGUCGAUAUUUGCGAUUGAAUAUUUUGGCAAAAAUAAUAUGAAAGUCAUUCGUUGCACCAUGUCCAUUUAGAUUUUUAACUCGCCACAGAAUUGUUGCCGGAAAGUUUUUGUGUAUAAAAACAUUCAUUGGCCAGUACAUAAGAAUCAAAAUAUUUAAUAAAUUUCCAUAACAUUUAUUAUAUAGACAUGAAGCUUUUUAUGUUCAACGUGGAAAUGAUAACUUGAACUAAGAAUGGAAUAAAAUAUGGGCCUUUCAGGUUCAUCCUUUGCGUAAUACCUGUAAAUAAUUAUUCACAUAUUUUUGAUAGCUGUCAUGUAAAAAAGUAAUAAGAACAAAUAUCAGAUAAAUGAAAAACCAGUUACCCACCUUUAAGCUGGAAAUUACCACUUGCCAUUAAAAUAAAUUUCUUUACAGCACCAGCGUACAUGUAAAUACCUAGAAAGCCUAUUUAUUUCUGUCUGUUGGAUGUAUUUGACGGGUUGUGGUAGGUAAACGUCAAAGAAUAAAAAAAAUUAAACAACACGAAUUAAUUGGAUAGCCGUGUACUGAAAAUAUUAAUGUGAAUCGAACCGAAUUAUUAAUAGUCAAAAACUAGCGCACGUUUUUUACCUAUACUGUAAAUUUUUGUUCUGUAAAUAGUAUAAAAGUGCUGCGAUAUAAAUAAGUGUAGGGAAAGACAGAAUAUUAGUCAUAAUAUCUAUCUUCAGUAAUCAUAAUAUUUGGAAGGCUGUCGCAGAAUAUUGAUUGGCUGCAACUGAAAAAGAAAAUUAUGACGAAUAUAUUAAACUGUUAGCAUAUCACCGAUCCGCUUACAAGCACAUGUCAGGCCUUUUAUCCUGGCAGAAAAUUUUAAAGAAGAAUAAAAAAUCUUCAACGACAA